AAGGAUGGCGAGACUCUGUGUUGGGUGCACCAAGACGUUUUCUUACUACCCUUGGCAGUCUUUCGAGAGACACUUCACCCUUUCCUACCUCGAAAGACGAGCCUCUACCGAGUCUUCCGGUUCCGCAUCUCGAGACUACCAUGCAAAAAUACCUGGCCCAGGUGGAGGCUAUCAGCCCGACUCAUUUGGACCGUGCCAGGAUUCUCGUCCGCCAGUUUUUGUCUGGCCCGGGGCCAAAACUUCAGCAGAAACUUCUCGAACGCAGGCAGACUACUGCUAAUUGGCUGAGGAGGUUACAAUUAU
Molecule: messenger RNA, 303 nt
Organism: Cotesia congregata
Lineage: Eukaryota; Metazoa; Arthropoda; Insecta; Hymenoptera; Braconidae
Source: the annotation of a GenBank genome assembly